AUGGUCGUGGAGACUAUUAUACGGAAGUUUCUACAGCACCACUCCAUCAUUCCUUCAUUGCAGGUUCCGAAGGCCCGCUACUCACUCUCUAAGACGCUAGAAUGGCGGCGCAGGAGCAAUCCACGGGCAGGCAUAGACAAGGCUAAAUCGAUCCUAUCUGAGCUAGGCCUGCUCUUUGUUACCAGAAAUCGUGGGAGCUAUGUUUUGUGGGCCAUUAUCGAUGAGAUGAUCUUAAAGGGAUUCUCGCCGUUACACGAUGACCUUUCAACAUCUGCCGGAAUCGAGAAUCUGGGCGUCGCCGUAAUGGAACUUCUCGCCACUUUGCUCCCCUCCCAGCCGUCUGAUAUGGACAAGAAGACCAGCCACGCGGCAAGUGGUGUCCUUGAAUUACGGCUGCAACAGAAGCCGGGGGGGCGUACGGAAUACGGCUCGUUUCGAGGUAACAUCCGGAAGGCGCUCAGUGAUUUGAUUGCACUGAUCCAUUCGCACUACCCCUGUCUUCUUGAGAAAACAUACAUUAUCUACCCAUCGCUUGAAUACCGCGCUAGUUUGGAUGUUCCCGAAUACCUCUUACGGAAUACCACUCUUUUAGAGAAACCAGAGGACCUCGCCCUUUACCUUGGCCCGGAUAUUCCACCAAAGUACGGAGGAGAUGGCAGGUCGCUAGCCGAAUUGAAUUGUAUUGAGCCACUCCGGCUUGACGUCGAGGGCCAGGAGAACAGGCAAAGCACACCCGAAGCCGAAGGUAAAAGUGAUCGUUCAACUGGGGAGAAAGAAACGGCGCGUGGGCAAGCUCCAAAUGUUCUAGAAGCCACGGACAUUCAGAGGUCCACGGCAUCCCCUGAACCCCAACUGCGUCUACUUUACUCGGAGGAUAUUGGUCCGCCUACAAUUAUAUUGGAUCCAGCAGACCUGAAAGAUGCUGAAGAUCUGAUACCGGACAAGAUGGGCGCUCGUCUCGCCUGGGCCGACACCGACAUGCUUGUGAAAUUCGGCCAUGGCGUUCGCCUAGCUGAGGCUGAGGCUCUGCAUUUAGUAUCUAAACGGACAACCAUCGCAGUGCCCAAGCUGCUGAGUGCAUAUAUUCUUGACGGGACUGGGUACAUCAUCAUGUCCUAUGAACAUGGAACGCCUUUUAACCAGUACUGGGACAAUGCUUCGGAGGCAGAACACCAGAGAAUCCUCGCUCAAUUAACGGACUAUGUGCAGCAAAUGCGAGCGAUUGAAAGCAACUUCAUUGGAGGGCUGGAUCACUCGCCUUGCCGAGACGGAGUCUUUGAAGGAGGCUAUGGUGACUACUCUAAGUACAGCUACGGGCCAUACGAGUUAGAGCAGAGCUUCAACGAAGGCAUGGUCCAAGCUUUGCGUGACCGGCUUCCAGCAGAGCUACUGGAAAGCGAAAACAACCCGGAAUCCAUGUUCACACACGGUGACCUUCAUGAAGGCAACAUGCUGGUCCGCUCGGAUGGUACUGUGGUACUAUUGGACUGGGGACUAUCGGGGUUUUGGCCUGAAUACUGGGAAUUCUAUCGUGCCAAGUUUAAUCCGCCUUGGAGAACAUCCUGGGAUCGUAUGGUUGAAAGGUUUAUCCCCCCAUACUAUGUCGAAUAUGACGUGAUGAAGAAGAUCUUCGGAACUAUUUGGUAUUGA
Aspergillus nomiae NRRL 13137 is the source of this 1650-nucleotide messenger RNA. Its product is annotated as aminoglycoside phosphotransferase family protein. The transcript is spliced from 3 exons. NCBI's taxonomy places the organism in Eukaryota, Fungi, Ascomycota, Eurotiomycetes, Eurotiales, Aspergillaceae. Bases 1 to 1650 code for a protein of 549 amino acids. The record is from RefSeq and is a predicted model, not a curated record.